Molecule: messenger RNA, 3178 nt
Organism: Dromaius novaehollandiae (emu)
Lineage: Eukaryota; Metazoa; Chordata; Aves; Casuariiformes; Dromaiidae
Gene: DAPK3
Product: death associated protein kinase 3
Exons: 9
Coding region: 200-1570 (456 amino acids)
Biological process (GO): intracellular signal transduction; protein phosphorylation; positive regulation of apoptotic process
Cellular component (GO): cytoplasm; nucleus
Molecular function (GO): ATP binding; protein serine/threonine kinase activity
Source: RefSeq, a predicted model, not a curated record
GACGUCAGCCCGGCGAGCGGGCCAAUGGGGGGCGCCGAGGGGCGGGGCGGGCGGCAGUGCUGGAAUGCGGCGGCGGCGGCGCGGGCGGCGGCGGGUCCAGUGCUGACGCGAAGCUGCCCCCCGGCAGCCGCCCCACAUGUGAAAUCGGGGCAAAUCGCAGCUUUCCGAGGAGCGGCCCCGCUGCGUCGCCCCCGCCACCAUGUCCACCUUCCGGCAGGAGAACGUGGAGGACCACUACGAAAUGGGGGAGGAGCUGGGCAGUGGCCAGUUUGCCAUCGUGCGGAAGUGCCGGGAGAGGAAGACGGGACUGGAAUACGCGGCCAAAUUCAUCAAGAAGCGCCGGCUGUCGUCGAGCCGGCGGGGCGUGAGCCGGGAGGAGAUCGAGAGGGAGGUGGACAUCCUGCGGGAGAUCCAGCACCCCAACAUCAUCACGCUGCACGACAUCUUCGAGAACAAAACGGACGUGGUGCUGAUCCUGGAGCUGGUCUCGGGCGGCGAGCUCUUCGACUUCCUGGCCGAGAAGGAGUCCCUGACGGAGGAGGAGGCCACCCAGUUCCUCAAGCAGAUCCUGGACGGCGUGCACUAUCUGCACUCCAAGCGCAUCGCUCACUUCGACUUGAAGCCGGAGAACAUCAUGCUGCUGGACAAGAACGUGCCAAACCCUCGCAUCAAACUCAUCGACUUCGGCAUCGCCCACAAGAUUGAAGCUGGGAACGAGUUCAAGAACAUAUUUGGGACCCCGGAGUUUGUAGCCCCGGAAAUAGUGAACUACGAACCGCUGGGGCUGGAGGCCGACAUGUGGAGCAUUGGGGUCAUCACGUAUAUCCUGCUGAGCGGAGCCUCCCCCUUCCUGGGGGAGACGAAGCAAGAGACCCUGACCAACAUAUCCGCCGUCAACUACGACUUCGACGAGGAGUAUUUCAGCAACACCAGCGAGCUGGCCAAGGACUUCAUCCGGCGCCUGCUUGUGAAGGAUCCCAAGAAGCGGAUGACGAUAGCUCAAAGCCUGGAGCAUCCUUGGAUUAAGGUGAUCAAGAGGAGGAACGUCCGCAACGAAGACAAUGGCAAGAAGCCCGAGCGCCGCCGGCUGAAGACCACGCGCCUGAAGGAGUACACUAUCAAGUCCCACUCCAGCAUGCCACCGAACAACACCUACAUCAACUUUGAGCGCUUCUCCAAGGUCAUGGAGGAGGUGGCUGCGGCCGAGGAGAGCCUCCGGGAGCUGGAGAGGAACAAGAAGUCCUUCCGGGAGGACAUCGAGGCCCUGCUGUCCAUCUACGAGGAGAAGGAGUCGUGGUACAAGGAGGAGAAUGAAAGCAUCAGCCAGGACCUCCGGCAGAUCCGGCAGGAGCUGCAGAAGACGGAGGCCCUGAAGAAGCAAGCCCAGGAGGAGACCAAGAGCGUGCUGCAGGUGGCCAACGGCCUCAAGAGGCGCUACCGGAAGCUGGAGAACCACUACGAGGCGCUGGCCAAGCAGGUGGCCUCCGAGAUGAAGUUCGUGCAGGAGCUGGUGUGGUCCAUCGAGCGGGAGAAGCUGCAGAGCGGCGAGGGCGACGGCAGCAUCCGCUAGCUCGGGCCCUGGUGCCAACGGGGGUGGGAGGGAAGGGGGAGGCACGCGGCCGCGAUGCCCGUCGGGGAAGGGACGCCAAGUCCCACGUGGCCCCAGCUUUGCUUAUUUGCCCGGAGCAGCUUUAUUGGCCUGAGUAGUAGUGGAUUGCAGCAGCUUUUAGUGUAGCGAUGCGGCUGCCCGAGGACCGCGGUCCCGGCGUGCCGUCCUGGCGUCCCCUUGGAGCCUGGCUGUCUUUGGGUCGCGGUAGUUGGUCUUUGCCGAAUCCUUCGUUUGUGCUAACGCAGGAGGCAGAGCUGUAGCAACCUCUGUGGCUCUGCCCCUUCCUCAUGCGAGGAGCUGGUCCACUGAGAGCCUUCAGCAGAUCCCUCAAUGUUUCUUAUCUCCAAUUUUCAGACCUCCAGCCAUCAUUUCCCCCCUGCUCCUAUAGCUGUCCAGACCUAGGGCUACUCUGCUCCGACUCGUAGCAGCAGUAGAGGACUUGCGUGGACAAACUGCCCAGCCUGCGGGCUUGUGGUCCAUUAUCUUCAUGCUUUUCUUCUUCUUCUUUUUGUGCCUCUGGACGCCGCUCUCACCGCGUGGCAGCAAACAGGGGAUGCUCCGGGGCACGCAGAGCCGAGGGCACUCUCCCAGCAAGGCUGGGCAUGGUCUCAGCUCGCGCUCGCCUUUUUGCGGGCCGUCCAGGCAGCAGCUGAGAUCCUCAGCCCCACCUUCACCCCACGGGUGUCCUCUCGGUGUCUUCUUGCAGGCUGUUCUGCAUCCGGGAGCCUCGUCUCUACCACUGCCCUGUGCUGCAGCAUCGCCCUGGCCGUUGGGGUCUCUAUGGGGGGAGAAACCUCUUUGAAACCCCUGUGGCAGCUCAUCGCUUGCUAAAUCCAUCUGUCCGCCCUGUGGUGCUUGCUCUCCCUCCCCGGGGGGUUUCCAGCUCUGUCCAAGCGCUCCGAGAAUCGCGUUUCAUCGGCGGUUUGCAGCGAUUUGGCCAAGCUCCGGCGGGUCGGGCCCUCCUCAUCCUCCUCCUGUGCCUUUUCCCUGGGGCUCCUUGGCCCCGGUGGGGGUGAACUGGCCUGUGCGAGGUCUCCGAGGGGCUGGAAAGGUCUUUUUCAAAUGCAGUUUGUGGCCUUCUGACAUUCCCGGUGGCCAUCGCCGCCAUCCUCCCACCGCAGCUCGCUGUGGGAUAAAUGAAAAGGAUAAAUACCCUUUUCCUUUGCUUUGCUUCGGUUCCUCCUCAGCGCAUCCUCUGCCUCCUUCCCUGGCUCCUGCCUGUCCGCCGGGGCACGCGUGCUCGGGGAGGCAACGGGCCGUCGCUCGACAGCCGUGGGGCUGCUCACCGCUUUCCAGCCGCGUUCGCGGUUCUCGCUGCCGCCUUGCCGCACGGGCGUCCCGGCAUCCCGACAUCCCGUCUCCGGGCUUGCGCUGGGUGCUGCAGCGGGACGGGGCCGGCCGGGCCGGGUCCGCGAGGGAAGGCACGAGCGUCGCUCUGCCCUUUCGCGCGGUGCAGGGUCUCCGAUAACCUGGUCGGCAGGUUUUGGGGCUCCCCUGGCUUUGCAUUCCCGCGGGCCGCUUGCCCGGGCUCUCUGGUUUUAACGAAAUAAAGGUUUCCAUGCGAAGGGA